GCUGUAAUAGCAAUCAUUUCUCCUCUCUGGCUGCAUUCUUGCAGUCAUUGAGAAGUACUGAGUAAGCUGUGAUUGGUCACAGCUUGUCACAUGGUACAAGGCUAUUGUGAAUAGCCCUGUACCAUAUUUCACGCGUAGUAAGCAAUGAUGUCAGGAAGUGACAUCUUGCUUACUACUCUGCAUGUGAUCACUGAUUGGCCAAUCUGUGAUCACAUGAUCGGAGGACACAGUGGGCAGCGGAUCGCAGUGCUGCGAUCUCCCAGGGAACGUGCACAAGCAGGGUGCGGGGAGGUCGUUUAU
Staurois parvus is the source of this 300-nucleotide messenger RNA. NCBI's taxonomy places the organism in Eukaryota, Metazoa, Chordata, Amphibia, Anura, Ranidae. The record is from the annotation of a GenBank genome assembly.